Trematomus bernacchii (emerald rockcod) is the source of this 1386-nucleotide messenger RNA. It is a transcript of the gene zpd, whose product is annotated as zona pellucida glycoprotein d. The transcript is spliced from 10 exons. The record is from RefSeq and is a predicted model, not a curated record. Gene Ontology annotation, cellular component: cell surface; apical plasma membrane. Gene Ontology annotation, biological process: neutrophil migration. Lineage: Eukaryota; Metazoa; Chordata; Actinopteri; Perciformes; Nototheniidae. Bases 135 to 1328 code for a protein of 397 amino acids.
UUAAUCAGAGAGCAGCAGGCGUUGAUAACGAGGACAACAGAGGAGCACUUCCCUUUGACAUACAAAAUCUAUAUAUAUAUAUCGCAUUUAAAUAUAAGAUUCAAAUAUAUUUUUUACCCCAAAACACAACAGAAAUGAUCCUCAUCGGCUUGAAGCUGAGCGUGGUCCUCGUGCUACUCCUUGGGUGCACGCAUCAUCUUGUUCAGGGAAAGUGCAGCGUGGAGCAUUGCACGGACCCCACCAGGUGUGUUCUGUCUAUAGGCCAAAUAAGCUGCAAAUGUGCCAUUGGAUAUUAUGGCGACCAAUGUGACAAAGAUGCACACAUAAAAGUAAUGUGUGGCAGGGACUACAUAACAGUCAGAGCAUUAGAGGAUUUCUUCAUGUAUCACAACGUGCCACUGGAGUCCCUGCACUUGUCCAACAAAUCUUGCCGUGCUCAGAGAGAAGUCAUCCAUGGUGUGCCGUACUACAUAUCCCGGACAACUAAAGAGAAAUAUCUAGCCUGUGGAGGCAAGCAGCUGGAGAAAAACCUUACUCACAUCUCCUAUUCCCUGAGUCUACUGUCAGAUCCUCAGGUUACUGGAAACAUCAUCAGAGAUCCAGUCAUUAAGAUUGAAUACAAAUGCAUCUAUCCAUACAUCAGGAGAGUCAGCCUACCUUUCCUGGUCGUCCCCGUUUCCAGUGAGACAGUGAUGCGUGUAGAUGAACUUGAUGCCACAAUAGAGCUGAUGCUUUACACAGACCAGUCCUACUCUAAGGCCUACAGCAGUUCCCCCACCAUCGAGCUCAGAGACAAGGUGUAUGUGGAGGUGACGGUCACAGAGCCUGCAGAUUUCUUCCUGCUCCGGCUCAAUGAGUGCUGGGCCACACAGUCCUCCCAGCCUAGAACUGCAGAGGGACUGGUUCACACGCUGCUUAUGAACGGGUGUGUGAAUGACCAAACUGUUGUCUUUCUAAACGGGAGCACGGGACAGCCUGGCCGUAACGGAGAAAGUUCUACUGUUCGCUACAGCUUCGACAUGUUUCGCUUCACAUCCACACCUCACGACCUCUAUCUGCACUGCACUGUCCAGCUCUGUGAACCAGACGACCACGAGUCCUGCACACCUAACUGUAAAUCGAUCACUAAGAGAGAAGCGGUGAGAGCAGACCCCCCCCUGGGCCUCCUGUCGUAUGGACCCAUCCGGAUUGAAGUGCCAGACGGAGCUCAAUCUAGCGUACUGAUGACGGUGGUGCUUCCUGUAGCCGCUGUCUGGACGGUUGGCUUCUUCCUCAUCAUCCUCAUCACCGUGGCCAAAGCAAGGCAGCAGGAGGCUUGCACAAACUGAGGAGCACUGACAACAACAAUGCUGCUAUUGGCAGCUUGAAUAAAACUUUCAAAAGAAA